Messenger RNA from Balaenoptera acutorostrata (minke whale), 2421 nucleotides. It is a transcript of the gene ARSI, whose product is annotated as arylsulfatase family member I. The transcript has 2 exons. Bases 513 to 2234 code for a protein of 573 amino acids. The record is from RefSeq and is a predicted model, not a curated record. NCBI's taxonomy places the organism in Eukaryota, Metazoa, Chordata, Mammalia, Artiodactyla, Balaenopteridae.
UUCCCCGCUGGGGUCCUGCCCACCACCCUAUGGAGCCGACAGUUCUCGGGACUCAGGGCGGGGCGAGAGGCUGGGCCAGGGGCUGGAGGGUCGGGAGGAGGAGAAAGAGAAAGCAGAGGCGAGAGAAAUUAGGAGACGGGAGAAAUCGAGGGGUAGAAGGAAGAGGGGAGUCAGAGGAUGGUGGAGAGCACUUUUUGGAAGCCGCCACACCAAGUCUCAGGCUGGCCUGGCUGAACUGGGGGAGAGGGAGCACGGGCGGCGCAGAGCUGGCGCUCAGGCAGCGGGAGGCAGCUCGGCGCGGGCCUGACCUCCCCAGAGCGCCCCGCUGCGGCCGCGCAGGUCCGGCCUCAUAGUCCAGCCCGUCCCGGACUGGCCGCUGGGCCUCCCCUGGGGACGCUGAGCGCUCUCGCGGUGUCCGGGUGGGCUGGCCGGAGAGCGUGCGGGCCGUGCGCCCUGGGCGCGCGAGGCGGUGAGGCCCUGGGAGCCCUGCGCGCCGGGACGCACGGGCCGGCAUGGCGAUGCACGCCCUCACCGGCUUCUCUCUGGUCAGCCUGCUCAGCUUCGGCUACCUGUCCUGGGACUGGGCCAAGCCGAGCCUAGUGGCUGACGCGCCCGCGGAGGCCGGCGAGCAGCCCUCGGCCGCUCCACGCCAGCCUCCCCACAUCAUCUUCAUCCUCACCGACGACCAGGGCUACCACGACGUGGGCUACCAUGGCUCAGAUAUCGAAACCCCUACGUUGGACCGGCUGGCAGCCGAGGGUGUCAAGUUGGAGAAUUAUUAUAUCCAGCCCAUCUGCACGCCUUCGCGGAGCCAACUUCUCACGGGCAGAUACCAGAUCCACACAGGACUGCAGCAUUCCAUCAUCCGUCCUCGGCAGCCCAACUGCCUGCCCCUGGACCAGGUAACACUGCCCCAGAAGCUGCAGGAGCUGGGUUACUCUACCCACAUGGUGGGCAAGUGGCACCUGGGCUUCUACCGGAAGGAGUGCCUGCCCACCCGCCGGGGCUUUGACACCUUCCUGGGCUCGCUCACAGGCAACGUGGACUACUACACCUAUGACAACUGCGACGGCCCGGGGGUGUGCGGCUUUGACCUGCACGAGGGUGAGAGUGUGGCCUGGGGGCUCAGCGGCCAGUACUCCACUCUGCUCUAUGCCCAGCGCGUCAGCCACAUCCUAGCCAGCCACAGCCCCCGGCGGCCCCUCUUCCUCUAUGUGGCCUUCCAGGCGGUCCACACACCCCUGCAGUCCCCUCGCCAGUAUCUGUACCGCUACCGCACCAUGGGCAACGUGGCCCGGCGGAAGUAUGCGGCCAUGGUGACCUGCAUGGAUGAGGCCGUGCGCAAUAUCACCUGGGCCCUCAAGCGCUAUGGUUUCUAUGACAACAGUGUCAUCAUCUUCUCCAGUGACAAUGGUGGCCAGACCUUCUCGGGGGGCAGCAACUGGCCGCUGCGAGGACGCAAGGGCACUUACUGGGAAGGGGGCGUGCGGGGCCUGGGCUUCGUCCACAGCCCCCUGCUCAAGCGAAAGCGAUGGACAAGCCGGGCACUGGUGCACAUCACUGACUGGUACCCGACCCUGGUGGGUCUGGCAGGUGGCACCGCCUCGGCGGCCGAUGGGCUGGACGGCUAUGACGUGUGGCCAGCCAUCAGCGAGGGCCGGGCCUCGCCACGCACAGAGAUCCUGCACAACAUUGACCCGCUCUACAACCACGCCCGGCAUGGCUCCCUGGAGGGUGGCUUCGGCAUCUGGAACACUGCUGUGCAGGCCGCCAUCCGCGUGGGCGAGUGGAAGCUGCUGACGGGAGAUCCGGGCUAUGGCGAUUGGAUCCCACCCCAGACACUGGCUGCCUUCCCCGGCAGCUGGUGGAACCUGGAGCGGAUGGCCAGCGCCCGCCAGGCUGUGUGGCUCUUCAACAUCAGUGCUGACCCCUACGAACGGGAGGACCUCGCUGGCCAGCGGCCGGAUGUGGUCCGAGCCCUGCUGGCCCGCUUGGUGGACUAUAAUCGCACAGCCAUCCCUGUGCGCUACCCGGCUGAGAAUCCCCGAGCCCAUCCUGACUUUAAUGGGGGUGCUUGGGGGCCCUGGGCCAGCGAUGAGGAAGAAGAUGAAGAAGAGGAGGAAGGCAGGGCUCGAAGCCUUUCCCGAGGGCACCGUAAGAAAAAAUGCAAGAUUUGCAAGCUGCGAUCCUUUUUCCGUAAACUCAACACCAGACUAAUGUCCCACCGGAUCUGAUGAUCCUUCCCCACGCAAGCCUGGCCCUGGUCCUCACCAGCGAGGGGCCCCAGGUCAAGACCUCAUCUGCAGGGAAAUGGAGGGUGUAGGGCUCCUCAGUUGCCUCAGUUGAAGGCUGGGGAGCUUGGUUUAGGAGUCGGGAGAGAAUAAACUAGACUGGGAUCCCUGGGUCCCAGUCCCACCUCUC